UGCCUCGCAGUUUCCAAUACGUCAUGCAAGUCUCGUGACUAAACACGCUCACAGGGAAAACGCACAAAAAAAACGUACGAGGCUUUGACUAGGGAAUAUAUAGUUUUUCAUAAUGGAAGGGGGUUUACUUGUUUGACUCCCUGGAUAAUGUACGGUAUCUGCAUUAUGUUUGAACAGUUAAAGUAGAAAUCGCAACAGAAACAUUCGCAUGAAUCGAAUUUUAAAACUUGUCACAGAGAUCAUGUCAAUUUCACGACCCCGUGUAAAGAACGUUCGCGCUUAGAAUACUUAACCGGCUUCGUAAACAACGUUGAUCGCUCAGGGGAAAAGGUUCAGCCCACUGUACACCUAGACUGGAUGGGUCAUAGCAAAUUUGAUACAUCUUUGGUGAAGGCAUUCGCCGCCGGGUCUUUGAGCGGCACUUGUUCUGCUCUGUUAUUUCAACCAUUUGAUCUGGUAAAAACUCGUUUGCAAGUAGAAGGAACGGCUUUAUCUUCUGCUGAGCGGCUGAAGUUAGGUGGAAGCAAUGGUAUGCUUUAUACGUUCUACUCAGUAGCUCGAAGAGAGCAUAUUGGUGCACUUUGGAGAGGGCUUGUUCCAGCAUUGUCGAGAUGUGUCCCUGGAAUUGGAAUGUACUUCUGUGCUCUUCAUGGUUUGUCACGAUUUACUAGUGAGGAAAGAACCUUGGUAGAAUCAGUUUUAUUAGGAGCAAGUGCCAGAACAAUAGCAGGAAUCACCCUCUUGCCAGUUACCGUCGUGAAAACUAGAUAUGAGAGUGGAUUUUAUAGCUACAGCAGUAUGUUGGAUGCACUGAUGUCAAUCUGGAGAAGGGAAGGAGGCAAAGGCUUAUACAGUGGGUUGUUAGCAACUGUAGCACGCGAUGCCCCAUUUUCAGGGCUUUACUUGAUGUUCUACACCAAGAUAAAGAGACAAGCAAAGAAUGGACUAGGUACACCAGAACUCCGCGCCUUUGAGACUUUUGUGUGUGGUUCUUUAGCUGGAGUUGUAGCUUCAGUUGUAACACAGCCUGCUGAUGUGGUGAAGACUAGACUUCAAUUGUUUCCACAUAAGUAUAAUAGCACAGGCAGUGCAGUCUUUUGUAUUUUAAAGACCAAUGGAGUAUUUGGAUUCUUUAAGGGUCUAGUUCCCCGUGCAGUGAGAAGAACUCUCAUGGCAGCCAUGUCAUGGACUGUUUAUGAAAGACUUUCAAGAGAAUUGGGAUUAAUCAGCUGAUAAUGGCAGUGAAAUAUGUUCACCAGAUACAAGGUCAUUGUUGAAACCCAGCUAAUGAGACAAGAGCAAAAUCCGGGAGAAAGUACUUUGUACUAAAGCGAUUUUAUUCCUAGCAGGAAUCCCAUCAUCAAGUUUUCAGCUAAGUACAAAGUGAGCUGGCUAAGCAGAUUUCUGGUAUUGUGCUUUUGCACACUAAAAAUUAAGGAGAGAAGGGAUAUAUAGUUAUGUGUUGUGAUAUGACACAUAAUCUUGUUAUUAUCAUAACAUCUUCAUAAGAAUAAAAGAAAAAAGUAAUUUUAGUUCUAAGAACAGCUGUACGGGUGUAAUUUUAAAUUCAGAUCAGAGAGAAGUUGGUUUUCACUAUAGAUGUUGACAAAUGAUUAUCUUGCUGAUGACAGUGCAGUGUGAAUUAAAAAAAUGUAUACAUUGUUAUUGAGGUGAAAAGAAAGUUAAAGUAUAUUUAUUUGCCUACUUAUUUAUUUCAAAGUGAAGAAAAGGUAAAACUUGCACAGGUGGAGUUUUCUCAGAUAUGGAAUUAAGAAUUUUUCUUUUCUUGGUAAAGUCAGGUAAUAUGGAACAUGUGCUUCUGAUCACUGUCAAAAGUACAAAUUUUGCCAUAACAACUGGAUAACCUGUUUACAAAAGUUGAAAUAAUGAAACUAUGGACUUUGGAUUUUGACUGGGUUACAAGAGGGAGUUUGAGGUUGUCAUAUUAAUAGAGUUGUAAUAUGUUAUUGAAAAAAUUAGCUGUCUUCUGCAACAUUUUUCUUAUAGCAUUUUUUCUAUUUCUUUUUCUGCUGCCCUUUAGAAGAGGAUUAAUGAAACUAUAGGAACUCCUUGUUUGAAGUUUAGUUGUGACAUUCUGUUUCUUUGGAAUAAUUAAGCUUGAUAAACAAUAGUAUUGAUUUAAAUCAAAAUUAGUUGAUUAUUUGUGGGUUUGUUUCUCCACUAAGGAGGGAAGGGCAAAAAAAAAAUGAGGAGUGGGUUAGUGAAUGUGUAUAUUACAUAAAAAUGUAAAUAAGAUUUUUAAUGAUAGAUAUCUAUGUGAAAUAAAAUGGAGAAGAGUCCAUUUAUCAAAGGUCAGAUUUUUGUGAAUCGUUGUUAUUGACCAAAUAUUGCUUAAUAAAAUAUGUCUCACAGUUA
Molecule: messenger RNA, 2376 nt
Organism: Stylophora pistillata
Lineage: Eukaryota; Metazoa; Cnidaria; Anthozoa; Scleractinia; Pocilloporidae
Product: mitochondrial glycine transporter
Biological process (GO): glycine import into mitochondrion
Cellular component (GO): mitochondrial inner membrane; mitochondrion
Molecular function (GO): glycine transmembrane transporter activity
Source: RefSeq, a predicted model, not a curated record